Molecule: messenger RNA, 5090 nt
Organism: Pristis pectinata (smalltooth sawfish)
Lineage: Eukaryota; Metazoa; Chordata; Chondrichthyes; Rhinopristiformes; Pristidae
Gene: vill
Product: villin-like
Exons: 20
Coding region: 207-2846 (879 amino acids)
Biological process (GO): actin polymerization or depolymerization; barbed-end actin filament capping; cytoskeleton organization
Cellular component (GO): cytoplasm; actin cytoskeleton
Molecular function (GO): actin filament binding; phosphatidylinositol-4,5-bisphosphate binding
Source: RefSeq, a predicted model, not a curated record
AGACAGGCGUGGUCACGGCAGGCUGAGGCUGUGUGCAGAACGCAGCCGGCUGCUCCCAGAGACCCAGAGGUAACCUCGCGACUCGCCCGGCACUGGCGUUGGAGUGGUCACCCUAUCUCUUCCCACAGAAGUUUCUGGAAAGGACAACCCCCUUGAUUGUUGGGACCCCCAGCUGCAACGGAGAUAAGCUGUGAGAACCAGUCGCCAUGCCAACGGUAGUACCAGAAGCCUUUAAACAUGCCGGCAAGGACUUGGGACUUCAAGUAUGGACCAUCGAGAAAAUGGAAGUGGUCCCUGUCCCUCCGAAGGCUUACGGGAACUUCUUUGAAGGCGAUUGCUACCUGAUAUUGUUCGCCAAGAAGACGGCAAGUGGGACCUCUCAAACCCUCCACUUCUGGAUCGGGAACGAGUCCACGCAGGACGAGCAGGGUGCUGCUGCCAUGUACAUCACCCAACUGGACGAUUACCUGGGAGGGAGCCCCACCCAGUACCGUGAGACACAGGGCCACGAGUCUCCAGAGUUCAAAAGUUACUUCAAGAACGGCAUCGUAUACAAGAAGGGAGGUGUGGCCUCGGGGUUCAAGCACGUGGAGACAAACGUGUACAACAUCCGGCGACUGCUCCACAUCAAGGGGAAGAAGAACGUGAUGGCCACAGAGGUGGAACUUUCCUGGAACAGCUUCAACAUGGGCGACGUUUUCCUCUUGGAUUUGGGCAAGGUCAUUGUCCAAUGGAAUGCGCCACGGAGCAACAGGACGGAGAGGUUAAAGGCCCUGAUACUCGCCCAGGACAUCAGGGAUCGCGAGCGCGGAGGCAGGGCCCAGAUCGGCAUCGUGGACGGGGAUCAGGAGGACCAGCACCCCGAGCUGAUGAAGAUCAUGACGGCCAUCCUGGGGGAGCAGAGAGGCGAGUUGAAGGAGGCCACACCUGACCAGAAGGCCGACCAGCUGCAGAAAUCCAACAUCAGGCUCUACCAUGUUUCUGACACCACGGGGAGUCUGAUGGUGCAAGAAGUGGCCACACGACCGCUGACCCAGGACCUACUGAAGCACGAGGAUUGCUAUAUCUUGGACCAGGGUGGGGUGACGAUCUUCGUCUGGAAGGGGAAGGAUGCCAACAAGGAGGAGAAGCGAGCUGGGAUGAACAGGGCCUUGGGGUUUAUCAAAGCCAAGCACUACCCUGACAGUACCAACGUAGUACUGCUGAAUGACGGAGCCGAAUCCGCCAUCUUCAAACAGCUCUUCAAGAAGUGGACGGUGAAGUGGCAGACCCAAGGUCUGGGCAAGAAGCACACAGUGGGCAGGAUUGCUAAGGUGGAACAGACCAAGUUCGAUGUGACCGAGUUACACGCCAGGCCUGAGCUGGCUGCUCAGAAGAGGAUGGUGGAUGAUGCCUCAGGCAAGGUCGAGGUAUGGAGAAUUGAGGACAACGAGCUGGUUCCAGUGGACCCCAAGACCUACGGACAAUUCUACGGGGGAGACUGCUACUUGGUGCUGUACACGUACAUGAAAAGCAACAAGCCCGCGUACAUCCUCUACAUGUGGCAGGGUCUGCACGCCUCCCGCGACGAGAUCGCUGCCUCAGCCUACCAGGCAGUGAACGUUGACAACCAGUACAAUGGUGAGGUGGUGCAGGUCCGGGUGGCGAUGGGCCACGAGCCACGUCACUUCCAGGCCAUCUUCAAGGGGAAACUCAUUGUCUUUGAGGGUGGGACAGGCCGCGGUGGGAAGACCGAGGAGGGUCCCGUCAGACUCUUCCAGGUACGAGGCACCACGGAACUGAACACCAAGGCCACCGAGGUUCCUGCCCGCGCCACCUCCCUCAACUCCAAUGACAUCUUUGUGCUGAAGGCGGAACAGACCACCUACCUGUGGUGCGGCAAGGGCUGCAGCGGUGACGAGCGUGAGAUGGCAAAGACGGUGGCCAACAACCUGUCCAAACGGGAGAAGCAGACAAUACUGGAGGGACAGGAGCCGCCGGAGUUCUGGGCUGUACUGGGGGGGAGAGCACCGUACGCCAGUGACAAACGGUUCCAGGAAGAGGAAGCUGAAUAUGACCCAAGGCUCUUUGAGUGCUCCAACCAGACGGGAAGAUUCAUCAUGACGGAGAUUUACGACUUCACACAGGAGGAUCUGGAUGAAGACGAUGUCAUGUUGCUGGACACAUGGGAGGAGGUGUUUCUGUGGAUAGGCCGGUCAGCCAAUGACUACGAGAAACAGGAGUCCAUUGCCUCGGCUAAGGAUUACCUGCAGACACACCCAUCAGGACGGGACUUGGACACACCGAUCGUCCAGGUGAAGCAAGGCUCAGAGCCCCUGACCUUCACCGGCUGGUUCAAUGCCUGGGACUCACACAAGUGGACCGCUGGAGGUGGAAGCAGCUACGACAGAAUGAGAGGUAACCUGGGCGACGUAUCAGCGAUCACACAGAUCUCUGUGGACCUCAACAACACUGACCUGAACCGGAAAGGUUCCCCACCCUCAGCCUCAGUCCCUUCCCACUCCCCCUCCCCACCUGCCUUCAGCCCUCAGAUGCCUGCUGCUCAGGCACCCUACAACCCUCAGUCUGGGCGCUCUACGCCCGCAGCUCCCUCACCUCUCUCCUCCUCCUCCCCCUCACCUUCUCCAUCCGGACCGAUCAUUGUCAACGGCAAGGAGUGUUACCCUCGGGAAUUGCUGAUCAAUGUGCCACUGGAGGACCUUCCUAAAGGGGUGGAUCCCGAGAAGAAGGAGCAAUAUCUGUCGGACGAGGACUUUGAGGACAUCUUCGACAUGACACGGGAGGAGUUUAAGAUGGCACCAAUCUGGAAGCAGAUGGUGCUGAAGAAACAGAAAAAACUCUUCUAGAGAUGCAUACAGUCUGCUGGCUCCACCCACCUUUACACAGCAAGAGUCCAUGGUCUGGGGAGUAAUUAGGAAAUAGGUCAGGAUAUAGAUAUAUGUAUAUUUUUCCUUUUUUAUAUAUAAAAAUUAACCUUUUUCUCCGUUAAGCUGAUACUAAAAGGUCAAAUUAGCCUGUAGGUUGUUCUGAAUGCUUUCGACUUUGCAAGCACAUUCGGGGCGGCCUAGGUUUGAACCGUCCAGAGGCAUCUGUUGCCGUGACUGUCUGCCAGGGUAUGUUUCUGGGGCGCAGUCUGACCCCUGUAUGGUUGGCCCAAAGGCUGUCCGUCUCGGGCCGAAUCAAGCGAGGUGGCACCGGCUUUGACCUCCGUGGAAUGGGGUUGAGGAGGUCCUGCUUUAAAGGGGUUUCCCUUCUCGGCCAUUGUCUGAUUAUGCCUGGUGAUCCUCUCCACAGUCAAGUAACCGUCUGGCAUCUCCAGAUAUGCCUAGUGAGGAUAUUGGCAAUUAGACCAUAAGAUAUGGAGCAGAAUUAGGCCAUUCGGCUCAUCGAAUCUGCUCCUCCAUUCAAUUAUGGGUGAUGAUUUUUCAACCCCAUUCUCCCGGCUUCUCCCCGUAACCCUUAACCCUGUUACCAAUCGGGAACCUAUCGAUCUCUGCCUUAAAUACACCCAAUGACUUGACCUCCACAGCCCUCUGUGGCAAUGAAUUCCACAGAUUCACCACCCUCUGGCUGAAGAAAUUCCUCCUCAUCUCAGUUCUGAAGGGACGUCCCUUUAUUCUGAGGUUGUUCCCUUGGAUCCCAGACUCUCCCACUGAUGAGAACGUCCUGUCCACGUCCGCUCUAUCCAGGCCUUUCAAUAGGGCAACUUACUCCCCACACUAAUUUCAGGACAACUCACCCCCUACAUCUCCUGGUCAGUUAGAGACGGGCGAUGGACACUGGCCUUGCUGGUGAUACACACCUCCCUCAUCUCUUCGAGUACAUUUAUAAUUUCUUAAGCAGGCCACAGAUCAAACCCUGAUGUGAACAGUGUUAUGCCUCUCAAGAUGACCUUCCACUCCCUUCCCUUCCUACGAUAACUAUCUGGCAGGAACUCUGAAGGGCAGACAGUAUAUCUCGGGCUGGGUAGCUGCCUGGUAUGGGCCGGCACUAAGUGUGGGGUGAAGGCAUGAGGAGAGGGUUACCAGAAUGACAUGAGUGUCCAGUGAAGGGGGUCCAACAGACGUUGUCCUAACACACUCCGUGAUCCCGCAGUGUUUUUGAGGUGAUGUUAGAAAGUCGAGUUUAUCGUCCUAUGCACAUGUGUGCACAGGUGCAGUGAAAAACUUACUUGCAGCAGCAUCACAGGCACAGAGCAACAGACAUUAUGUGUCACCACGCAGUCGAUGUGUGGCGUGUAAGAUAGAAUCAUGUGACGUAACACUGUGGGGUGAAGAGUCUGUUCUUGUGCUGUACUGUCCCAUGUUCUAUGACAUUCUCCUGUGACAUGGAGGAAAAUCAUGUGGCGUCGUAUGACGUACUACAGAUAUAUGUUGUUAAUGUGACAUCAGGGCUCAUGGGGGAAUCCAUCGGACACUGCUGAGGCCGCCUAAUCAUACAGGAGUGAGUGAAGUUGUGAUUUUAACCUUACGUGGGCUUGCGAGGGGCAGAUACAAUCUAUGCCCCCAAUCUUUAAACAUACCGCUUUCUAAUUGGUGGAUGGUCGGCAGGGUUUGACGGCUGAUUGGAUCAGUUUUAACUGGACUUGGGUUCAAGUUCCCUCCAUCCACACUUCAGGCAUUUAUUGGGAAAAAUGGGAGACAAAGGCUGUGGUUUAUUUCACUGAUUCCUCACCUUCUAGUAAACCUCUCGCACUAUGGGAAAAAAUCACUCUCUGUUUUUGUAGUUUCACUGAUAGGCAUCAGUCCCAACCAGUUCUUCAAUGGGACACACAAGGACGUCAACUUAUCACGUGACCCCUUAUCCCACACACGUGAUUGGUCCAUCCUCCAGGUCGAGCUGCCUUGCGGCAGCCAGUUAGACAUAAACAUGAUCCUUUGUUAUUCAGUUGGAGCAAGGCUGCCGGAGAGUGCAGCAAUAUUGACACUCAGCUGAUUUCUUCCCGAUCUCCGAUAUUUUUAUAAUUAAAAAUGGGAACUCCAAUCUUUGUGGGAAGAAGGAUUUGAAUUUUUGUAGCGCCUUCCACAACCUAGAGUGCUUAAAAAGCCAACCAAGAACUUUAGAAACACACCCCCCCACCCCCCCCCCCC